This is a messenger RNA of Botrytis porri, 1310 nucleotides long. RefSeq lists its product as uncharacterized. Gene Ontology annotation, molecular function: ferric iron binding; catechol 1,2-dioxygenase activity. Bases 208 to 1197 code for a protein of 329 amino acids. The record is from RefSeq and is a predicted model, not a curated record. Gene Ontology annotation, biological process: catechol-containing compound metabolic process. The transcript has 3 exons. Lineage: Eukaryota; Fungi; Ascomycota; Leotiomycetes; Helotiales; Sclerotiniaceae.
GAGUAUAUAAAAAGGAGAUAGUAUUUCUACAAUACUCGAGCAGGUUCAAUAAUACGACUUACAACCUUGAGCUCAUCAACCCUGCACUCAAAGCUUCAACCCCCCCUCUCAGUUCGAGAUAUUUGAUUCCAUACAAGUAUUUCAUCACUACAGUAUCACAUCACCACAUCAUUACACCACAUCAACAUCUAAUAUAUCUUUCUCAUCAUGGAUUCUUCACAAAUAAAUAUUCCCCCAAUGAAAGAUCUCACCAUCGACAACAUCACCGAAAACACCAUCCGAAUAAAUUCUCAAGGAAGUGAUGAACGUCUCACAUAUGUUAUGGAAAGACUCGUUACGCAUCUCCAUGAUUUUGCCCGUGAAACACGUUUGAGUACUAAAGAAUGGAUGGCUGCACUGGAUUUCCUGGUGAAGGUUGGUCAAAUAUCUAGUGAUGUUAGACACGAAUUUAUCCUUCUGUCAGAUAUCCUCGGACUAUCUCUCCUCGUCGACGCAAUUGACCAUCCCAAGCCCGCCUGUUCAACCGAAGGAAGCGUCCUCGGUCCCUUCCACACCCACGAUGCAGAAGUAAUGGCAUCGGGCGAUAAUAUGUGUUCCGAUCCCCAAGGCGACCCCUGCAUCGUUCUCUGCACCAUUAAAGACGUCUCGGGAACACCCAUCCCAGAUGUCAAAAUCGAUAUCUGGGAGACAGAUUCCACAGGUCACUAUGAUGUCCAGCACGACAUCCGGGAUCGACCUGAUGGAAGAUGCGUGAUGAAGAGUGGUUCCAAUGGAGAAUUCUGGUUCAAGGCUAUCGUGCCGGUUCCCUACCCUAUCCCGCAUGAUGGGCCUGUAGGCCAGCUUUUGAAGCUAUUGAAGAGACACCCGUGGAGACCGGCCCAUAUGCAUUUUAUGUUUGAGAAGCCGGGUUGGGAUCAUCUUAUUACCGCAUUAUAUCUUCGAGGCGAUCCAUACGAAUCAUCAGACGCAGUAUUCGGAGUGAAACAAUCAUUAAUCGUAGAUUUUGAACCCGCAACCGCUGAGAUCGCAAAAAAGUAUUCAGUUCCCGAAGGAUCAAAAGUCUUGAAACAUGAUUUUGUUUUGGUGAGUGAGAAAGAGACGGAAGAGUUGAGAGAUCGGAAUGCGUUGAAGGCUUUGAAGGAUUUGGGUAUGAAAGUAAAGUUGUUAGAUCAUUUACCGGUGCCGGAUCUAGAUUGAUUAAUUAGCAAAAGGGAUUACGGCCGAGAUAUGUGAUGAGAAUCAUGAGAAAAGGAAUACCACAUUUUUCAGGGGCUCUAGCCCGUUCUUGUUGAUGAAAGAUGUGAAUAUGC